This is a messenger RNA of Clonostachys byssicola, 2859 nucleotides long. NCBI's taxonomy places the organism in Eukaryota, Fungi, Ascomycota, Sordariomycetes, Hypocreales, Bionectriaceae. The record is from the annotation of a GenBank genome assembly.
AUGAGUUUCGCGUCCCGCACGAGCCAGUUGUCCGGCUCAACGGCUUACGCUGGCUCGUCGGCCUCGCUCAGCUCGCUCUCGAGCGGGGCUACCGUGGUUCCCACGGCCAACAUUAUCAACCAGAAAGCAGACGCCUCUAGGUCGCUGUACCAAAUAUGUGUCACAUUAAAGAACCGCCUUUCCCAGGUGCCGGAUUUCGAGCCUUACCUGCAGCAGCUUGAUCCUACCGACCCGGUCGAUCCACUAUGGGCCCUCCUCCGAUCUGGACACCCACUUCUCACCAUCUAUAAUGCUCUACAACCCGAGGUCCCCCUUGUCGUGGAGGAAAAUGUUCCUAAUGAGGAAAAGCGAUCUAAGAUUGCCAUCUUCAAGUUCGUAAAGGCUUGUAUGGAUGAGCUCAAGGUCCCUCCCCAAGACAGCUUUGUUAUUGCUGAUCUAACGGGGAAUGACACUAGUGGUUUUGUAAAGGUUACUCAAGUAGUCAAUCUUGUACUGGAUCUCGCCCAGCAGCGGGGUCUCCUGCUUCAACUGGACUCUCACUUUGUGGAAGAUCCGAGCAGAGAUAACCCGACAAUGAAGAUGACAUAUCGCGACCAUAUUGUGAAGGAACUUGUAGACACUGAGCGCAAGUAUGUCCAGGAUUUGGAGAACCUUCACGACUUAAAGACAACCCUAGAACAGAGAGGUGCUAUUCCCGGUGAUAUUGUUCACUCUAUAUUCCUCAAUAUCAACGCCAUCUUGGACUUCCAACGCCGCUUUCUCAUCCGCGUUGAGACAACGAACUCAAUGGCAACCGAGUUUCAAAAAUGGGGUACCCCUUUUGUUAUGUACGAGGCCGCUUUCGACAUCUAUCAACCGUUUAUCGCCAACCAAAGAAAAGCAGCUCAGGUCGCGAAUCAGGUCUUCGAUAAAAUACAGCAAGUCAAUCAUCCUGUAGCAGCUGAUUUCAACACACUGGAUGGAUUUCUCCUCAAACCAAUGCAGCGAUUGGUUAAGUAUCCGCUUCUCUUGAAGGAUCUGAAUAAAAAGACUGAAGAAGAGGAAAUCAAGCGGGACUUGAUGGAUGGUUGCGAGGCAGCCGAACGGGUUCUGAAGAAGGCCAAUGAGGCGGUCAACCGAGAUCUUUUAGACGAAGCCCUCGAAGAGCUGAUAAGCAGAGUCGACGAUUGGAAAAACCACAAAGUUGAGCAAUUCGGAAAGCUUCUGAUGCACGGUGUCUACCCUGUGAUUACGGGCAAGACGGACCAAGAGAAGGAUUAUGAAAUCUAUCUGUUUGAGUGCAUUUUGCUCUGCUGCAAAGAAGUGGCCCCGAACAAAAGCAAAGAUAAGAAGGAUAAGACGAGGUCUUCGGGGCCUAAGAUUAGAAACCGGAAUGCGAAGCUGCAUCUGAAAGGAAGGAUAUUCAUGAAUAACGUGAAUGACGUUAUCACUCUUUCUAAGCCAAGUUCAGGUUCGCAUAGUGUGCAAAUCUGGUGGAAGGGAGACCCGGGCAUUGAGAACUUCACCAUCAAGUUCCCUAAUGAAGAGUUGAUGAAGAAAUGGGCCGACGGUCUCGGCACCCAGCGCAUAGAGAAGGGUCGAGCACAAAGUGGCGUAGAUCCCACCACUUUUAUUUGGAACAAGGAUAACCUUCCCGAAAAUCCAUAUCUUAACAAAGAAGACGACGACGAUGAAGACGACGACCUCCCACCAGCAUCCGCACCAGCACGAUUUGGGGGCCAUGUUCCCCGCACAUCCUCAAAUUCGAGUUUACGAGGACGGUCAGGCACCAACGAUAGCUCACAGUCCUUGUCCAACAUGACAAGGACAUCUAAUCCCAGAUAUCCCGUGCCUGGACAACCCCCCGCCCCCCUGAAUCUCGGCGCUGUUUCUCCAGGUACACGGGGAGGCGACAGUUACUUUUCUCCCGUGGAGCCAUCACAAUCACCAGCUUCGUCCAGGGCUAGCACAGCCAGCAACAUGACGCCGAUUUAUAAGCCCGGUACUCCCCAGGCUGUCUGGGACGAACCACAGCGACACACAGCCCCGGCAAUGCCGCGGGCACCUUCUCGUGAUGGAUCGUCUCCUAACCAACAUGGCGUCAAUGGUAGGGGUAAUCGCGGACCAUCACUGCCAGCCAUGGCAACUCAUAAUAGCGCCGCACAGCAACAACGGGUUAGGUCAUACAGUACGCCCGAUAUUAAUGGUCAGGGUGGUACGCGCCAGCGGGCGCCUAGCCAAAGCAAUGUACCUGCUGUACCUGGCAUUCCUCACCACCUUUCUGGACACGAUGGCAGCGUUCCUCGGUCACAGACUGGAUCACCCAGAAAUGAUCUGCCAGUUCGAGCGAAUACGCAGAGUCCUGGUGCGCAGCGGGAGCGAAUGCAUCAGCAUUCCGGGAGCCUUGGAGGCGGUGCCGGUCUUUACCCUGGGCACCCAGUUUAUGGAUCCCGUACAACAACACCCAACCCUCAGGGCGGGAGCUCUCUUCGAGUCGAGGGAGGCGGUGCAAAUGCACGCGCCGUAUCACCAUCAGCAAAUACGGGCUCAUUUGCACCACCUGGGGGUGGAGAGAUGCCUUUCCCGACUUCGCUGAAGGUCAAAGUCAACUGUGACAGUGGUAACUACGUUACUCUUGUCGUAGGAUACAACACUGCCUACCAGUCCCUCAUCGACCGUAUUGAUGCUAAGCUGGCGCGAUUCACUACUAGUAGCAUUGGUCAAGGCAUCCUGAAGCUAAAAUACCGUGAUGAGGACGGUGAUCUUAUCACCAUCUCGAGUGACGACGACAUACAGCUCGCAUUCGGAGAAUUCCGCGAGAUGCAUGCGGGCGGCGUUGGCGAAAUCGAACUGUUCUGCGUUGGUGAUGCUGAAAACUAG